Molecule: messenger RNA, 606 nt
Organism: Exserohilum turcica Et28A
Lineage: Eukaryota; Fungi; Ascomycota; Dothideomycetes; Pleosporales; Pleosporaceae
Exons: 8
Coding region: 1-606 (201 amino acids)
Biological process (GO): small GTPase-mediated signal transduction
Molecular function (GO): GTP binding; GTPase activity
Source: RefSeq, a predicted model, not a curated record
AUGCCCCUGUGCGGUGGAACAAAGUCGGUGCAGCGCAAGCUGGUGCUUCUAGGCGAUGGUGCAUGCGGCAAGACUUCGCUACUGAAUGUUUUCACACGAGGAUACUUCCCAACAGUAUAUGAGCCCACGGUAUUCGAAAACUAUGUACACGACAUCUACAUUGACAACACCCACGUCGAGCUGAGUUUAUGGGACACUGCUGGACAAGAAGAAUUCGACAGACUACGAUCGCUCAGCUACGAUGACACGCAUGCCAUUAUGCUCUGCUUCUCGGUCGACUCGCCGGAUUCGCUUGAAAACGUAGAGACCAAGUGGGUUGGCGAGAUUGCGGAAAACUGCCCUGACGUUAAACUCGUGCUCGUCGCACUCAAGUGCGAUUUGCGGAAAAAGGAAGAUGACGAUGACGCCGACGACCAGCAGCCCGAAAAGCCAUGCAUCGACUACAACGAGGGGUUGCGCGUGGCAGAAAAGAUCAAAGCACUGCGAUACCUCGAGUGCUCUGCUAUGAAGAAUCGAGGCGUCAACGAAGCCUUCACCGAAGCUGCUCGUGUCGCCCUCCAGGUCAAGACCAGCAAAGAUAAGAGCGGCGGCUGCGUCAUCCUCUAA